AUGAGCUGGCUGGCAUCGCUGUUUGGAGGCAAUAAACGUGCCGCAGGGAGGUCGAACGCCUUGUCGUCGACUCGAGACGCGUUCUCGAUGCCGUCGCCGGUGUUGUCGCCGCAGCAGGACGCGUACGAGCCAGAGUCGUCGACGAGCUACACCUACCCGCCGCAGCAGAAUGGCCAGGCUUACGGCUACGUUCCCGCGGCACGACGGGGCUCAUCGCUUCUCCCGACACACAACGCCUCGGCAAAUGGCGGCUACCCACCGCUGGCAGCGACCUGGAACAGACUCAAGACCUGGCUCGCGAAUGAAUAUCCCGAACUGGGCGACACUUUGAAUUACGCCAUUCUGCCCCAAGACCUCCAAGAACUCGAGGCACACUUUGGAUUCGCACUUCCGCCCGCCGUACGGGAGAGCUACCUCGUCGUCGACGGCCAAGAGCCGGAAUCAUCCGCCGCAUGCUCGGAGGGUUUAUUCUUUGGCUUGCAUCUUCUUCCGCUUGAGGAGGUCUAUGACGAGUGGCGCUUUUGGCGCGAUGUUGACGGCGACCCUGAUACCGCCGGCCACGACCGUCUUCGCUCUGCCCAGCAAUCGAUCCCGCCCGGCUGGGUUCGCCGCGAAUAUUCCAACCGUGGCUGGCUCCCGCUCGUGAGCGAUAAAGCCGGCAACUACAUCGGCGUGGACCUCAACCCCGACGAGCGCGGCGCCGCAGGACAAGUGAUCGUCUUUGGCCGCGACUUUGACACCAAGGUCGUGCUCGCGAAUGGCGAUGGAUCCAGUGGAUGGGCGCGCUGGCUUGCCGCGUUUGCAGAUAUGCUCGAGGGAGCAGACGGCUACGAGCUUACAUCCGGAGAUACCGAUUCGCAGGGCUCUGAGGAUGAUAUUGGCUACCAGAGCUACUUUGAUACGGGAGGCGAGUCGGCAGAUCAGCGUGGGCCGAGGGGUUGGUCGCUCACGGGGGAGUACCGCGGUUGGCCGCCCCUUGAGGCGUUCGCUGACCGCGGCGUGCGACGGUGGAUGGAGGCCGGCCUCGUGCCCGAGUUCUCGGCCCAGGAGAAGGGCAAGGCGCCAGAAGACGGUCCUAACGUGCUCGACCUUGCCAAGGUCGCUGCUGAUACAGACGACGCCAAUGGCACGCUCUCUGUAUAUGCAAAACCUGAGAAUCCGGAGGAUUUGCAACCUCCAGCUGAGGGGGCAUCUUCGCGCGCGGUACCAUCGAUCAGCGUAACGAAGCCGCCCGCUCCCAGACCGGUACUCCUCCCCACGGAGAACGACAUCCUCGCCUCGCCAAGUAAUUUCGAAGCACCCUCCCCUGCAGACGUCGAGAGCGGGUUUGCUGUACCCAUGGCUCAAUACAAAUACGACCCGCCUCCCAGUGCGGCUUCGCCUAUCACCACAGCGAAGAACACGCCAGCAGCCGACUCGUCAAUGUUCGUGCCCCCAGCGCCCGCCGCCGCUCCGCUUUCGGAUAUCACGGAUCUUCUGACCGAGUCGGGCCCUGCACUCGAAACGGCCGCAUUGGAGCCGGCGCCAUCUGCUCCUACUUCGGGACAGGUGUCACCUGUUGCUACGCCCUCGCCCGUGGCAGAUCUGCUCUCUGGUGAUGAUGAGGCCGCUGUUGCAACUCCGGAGAAGAAUGAAGAGGAGGACGAGGAGGACGAGGACGAUGAAGAAGAGGACGAGGACGAGGAGGAUGAAGAGGAGCUUGUGAAGGAGGGCGGGGCAAGUCCGGCGUUAGCUGCAGACGAUGCGAAUGCUAAAACGGCGUCGCCAUGA
Molecule: messenger RNA, 1770 nt
Organism: Peniophora sp. CBMAI 1063
Lineage: Eukaryota; Fungi; Basidiomycota; Agaricomycetes; Russulales; Peniophoraceae
Source: the annotation of a GenBank genome assembly